AAACCAUUCCUUACUUGCACUGUUUUGGCAGCCCACAUUCCGCCUCUUUAUCUGUUUUACAACGACCCAAUUGCUGUGGCGCAGCCUGCGGAAUACAAAGAAAGCAGUUUUAUUAGAAUGGGAAGAAUACCCUGCUGUGAAAAGGACAACGUGAAAAGGGGCCAAUGGACACCCGAGGAAGAUGCAAAGCUCGUCAGUUAUAUUUCUCAACAUGGAACCAGAAACUGGCGCCUCAUUCCCAAAAAUGCAGGUUUGCAGAGAUGUGGAAAGAGCUGCAGGCUCAGGUGGACUAAUUAUCUUCGCCCAGAUCUUAAGCAUGGAGAAUUCACAGACAACGAAGAACAAACUAUAGUUAAAUUGCAUUCUGUUGUUGGCAACCGAUGGUCAUUGAUCGCUGCACAACUUCCUGGACGAACAGACAAUGAUGUAAAGAACCAUUGGAACACCAAGCUGAAAAAGAAGCUAUCUGGGAUGGGAAUCGACCCAGUGACACACAAGCCAUUUUCACACCUGAUGGCAGAAAUAGCCAACACAUUAGCUCCUCCACAGGUAGCCCACCUUGCUGAGGCAGCCUUGGGAUGCUUCAAGGACGAGAUGUUGCAUCUCCUUACCAAGAAGCGCAUUGACUGGAGAGCGGUAGACCCAAAAGGAACAAUUGUCUACAAUGGUAUGACUCCCUCUCAGUUUUCUCCAAAUCGAAUUUGGGACCUCCCACAAAACAACAAUAUGUUGUGUCAUUCUAAGGACGAUGUCUUCAUGUCAAAUGAUAAUGCAAUUAAGCAAGGGAUGGAACAAUCUGAUAUCAUUAUGCCCAAACCAUGGGAAACCCAUGUGAGUCCUGAGUUAAAUGGAUUCAACUCCACAUGUAGUCUCUACACUGCAUUUCAGUUUUCUGGGCCAGAAUAUCGUUCUCCAUCAUUAUAUAUGGGUGGAUCAUCUAACAAGGCUGAAGUAAAUUUCCCGUGUAUUGCCACUACUAACCCCUGGGGGAUGGCUCGUGGGUCUCCUGGUCAUAUGGAUAAUUUAGAUAGAACAUCCAACGUUGCACUUUCACCAACCUCUUUGAAGCAACAGGAGGGCGUGGAAUGUGGAAAUAUUUGGAAUCAGGUGGAGUGUAAUGAUAAUGGUGGACAUGUGGAGGAAGGGUCGUCAUGGAAUCAAAGUAUGUGCAGUGGAAGCACAUGUACUGGUGGUGACCAAUGCGCUGAUCUUGAGCAACAGGAGGUUGAAGAAGAAGAGGCAAGAUCAGAUGGUGGUGGAGAUAAGAGCAGACAGGGGUUUAAUUCUGAGUGUGUGUUGUGGGAUUUAUCUGAUGACCUCAUUACCCCAAUUAUUUAACUAUUGUCAUGUCCUAAUAUACCUAUACAUAUUGUAGUUUCAUUGCUUUAAUUUGAUAGAUAUUCUCUUGCAAGAUAGUUAUAUAUAUAUUAUAUGGAUAGGAUUUAUACUUCUCUUUGGCCAGCUGGUUUUUUAAUUGUCUCUCACAAACCCUCUCACAAUGUUGUACCUUUCUUUCACCUCUGUUUCUAAGCAGAAUUGGUUUCACUCAAUUAAAUCUUCUGUAAGACUCUUACUAGUUUUAUAUAAUAUAUCUGUAAGAUUCUUAUUAGUUUUAUAUAAUAUAUCGAUAAGAUUUCUAGA
Molecule: messenger RNA, 1641 nt
Organism: Cryptomeria japonica (Japanese cedar)
Lineage: Eukaryota; Viridiplantae; Streptophyta; Pinopsida; Cupressales; Cupressaceae
Product: transcription factor MYB102
Exons: 3
Coding region: 118-1338 (406 amino acids)
Source: RefSeq, a predicted model, not a curated record